Molecule: messenger RNA, 918 nt
Organism: Danio aesculapii
Lineage: Eukaryota; Metazoa; Chordata; Actinopteri; Cypriniformes; Danionidae
Gene: nhp2
Product: NHP2 ribonucleoprotein homolog (yeast)
Exons: 4
Coding region: 117-569 (150 amino acids)
Biological process (GO): snRNA pseudouridine synthesis; rRNA pseudouridine synthesis
Cellular component (GO): nucleolus; box H/ACA snoRNP complex
Molecular function (GO): box H/ACA snoRNA binding
Source: RefSeq, a predicted model, not a curated record
ACCGGAAAUACGUUCAUAGUCACCGCACGUGUGUUCUGCCUUGCAUCCUAUGCCUGCAACACAUAUUCGGCCUUAAGUUACUCGCUAAAGUUUAUUCUUGUAUAUUUUAACGAAAGAUGACAAAAGUAAAGAAGGAGAAAACCGCGGAAGACGAAGCCGGAGGGACGGAAAAAUCAUAUCAAGAGUUGAUAGCUAAUAUUAACCCAAUCGCAAACCCGUUAGCAUCGCGAAAACUUAGCAAAAAGCUUUACAAAUGCGUCAAGAAAGCGGCUAAAGUUAAACAGAUCCGACGAGGAGUAAAAGAAGUACAGAAGUUUAUCAACAAAGGAGAGACUGGUAUUGUUGUGUUUGCUGGAGACACUCUUCCCAUCGACGUCUACUGUCACCUACCGAUCAUGUGUGAAGACCGAAGCAUGCCGUAUGCCUAUGUGCCGUCUAAAGUCGAUUUGGGCUCGUCAGCCGGAUCCAAGCGUCCCACGUGCGUCAUCAUGAUCAAACCCCAUGAUGAGUAUAAAGAAGCGUAUGAUGAGUGUGUGGAGGAGGUCACAUCUCUGCCCAAACCAAUCUGAACUUCUCUUGUAUUUUUUUUAAAGUACAUUGACUCAAUAUAUCACAUCAGAUUAGGAUGGAGUGAUGUUUAUCAGCACAAGACUCACCCUGGUUUUUGUCUUUGUGGACUUUUUCAUCUGAAGAAGGAAGCACAAAUGUAUGAUGGCGGUUAAUGAUAUUGUGUAAAGUAAGCUUUAGUUCAUUUCACUGUGCGGUGAAUGUUCAGCCUGUUGAUUUACUGAAUAUUUGACGCUGCUGAUCUCUAAUGAUUUAUGUGUUGGUGGUUUUUAUUUACUGCUUGAUUUGAUUUCUGACCUCAGAGUUCCAAAAGAUGUCAAAAUAAACAUUUAGAUUUUUUUUUUCUACUAA